UUGCUAAGCGCAGCGAUGAGACGGAUCCGGCGCCGGCAGCCCAGGGAAGGGGGAGGCGCGAGCGAGAGCGCGUGGGAGCGCGGAGGCCAGAGCCGGGAGGGGGAGCGAGCGGAGAGAGACGCCGGGGAGGCGCGCGGGAGCGAACGCCCGCUCGGGAGCCGGAGCCCCGAGGCAGUGCGGCCGCGCCCCUGCCCGAGCCCGUGCGGCCGCCCAGCCCCGCUCCGCCCGCCGCCUUCUGGGCUCCCGAGGAUGGAGGAUUCCCGGGAGACGUCGCCGUCCUCCAACAACUCCUCGGAGGAGCUCAGCUCUGCCCUGCAGCUGUCCAAGGGCAUGUCGAUCUUCCUGGACAUACUGAGGAGAGCAGAUAAAAAUGAUGAUGGAAAAUUGUCCUUUGAAGAAUUCAAAGCAUAUUUUGCAGAUGGUGUUCUGAGUGGAGAAGAAUUACAUGAGCUUUUCCAUACCAUUGAUACACAUAAUACCAACAAUCUCGACACAGAAGAACUAUGUGAAUAUUUUUCUCAGCACUUGGGUGAAUAUGAGAAUGUACUAGCAGCACUUGAAGACCUCAAUCUUUCCAUCCUGAAGGCCAUGGGCAAAACAAAAAAAGACUACCAAGAGGCCUCCAACUUGGAACAAUUUGUAACUCGAUUUUUAUUGAAGGAGACCUUGAAUCAGCUUCAGUCUCUCCAGAAUUCUCUGGAAUGUGCCAUGGAAACUACUGAGGAGCAAACCCGUCAAGAAAGGCAAGGGCCGACCAAGCCAGAAGUCCUGUUGAUCCAGUGGCCUGGAAAGCGAUCAAGUCGCCGAGUCCAGAGGCACAACAGCUUCUCCCCCAAAAGCCCCCAGUUCAGUGCCUGUGGUCCAGGCUUAUUAGAAGAAGACAACCAGUGGAUGACCCAGAUCAAUAGACUCCAGAAAUUAAUUGAUCGACUGGAAAAGAAGGAUCUCAAACUUGAACCACGGGAAGAAGAAGUUAUUGAAGGGAAUACUAAAUCUCACAUCAUGCUUGUGCAGCGUCAGAUGUCUGUGAUAGAGGAGGACCUGGAAGAAUUCCAGCUUGCUCUGAAACACUAUGUAGAGAGUGCUUCUUCCCAAAGCGGCUGUUUGCGCAUUUCCAUACAAAAGCUUUCCAAUGAAUCUCGCUACAUGAUUUAUGAGUUUUGGGAGAACAGUAGUGUGUGGAAUAGCCACCUUCAGACGAAUUAUAGCAAGACAUUCCAAAGAAGUAACGUGGAUUUCUUGGAAACUCCAGAACUCACAUCUACUAUGCUAGUUCCUGCUUCAUGGUGGAUCCUGAACAACUAGAUGUUCCUAGACAUUUUCCUCAUGGUUCCAAGUGAAAAACAAGUAUUCUCAUCUAAAAUGUGAAUUAGAAAAUUCUCUGCAGUUACUAAUCUACACUAUACUUUUAAUAUAUUUAAGACGUGCACUCUUCUAAAAUGUCUUCUAGAUCUUUCAUGUGAAUUUUAGCUAAAUUUUUGAAGUCUGCUGUUUUGCUACAUUGUAACCUAAAACCCUUUCGUGGCAAAAUCCUAAUAUGUGAAACAAGUGUACACAUAAAGGAACAAAUUUGUGAAAAAGAAGUGAUAAAAAAUAAGUAAAGUGGGAACUUUUAGAGUAUAUAGGAUAGCUUCUGUGGAUUUGUCAUAAGCUAGGGGUUAAAUCAGUGUUUUGUCAUUUUUAAGUAACUGGUUUUCUGUGAAUGAAGCUUAUAUUCCUCAGUAAUGCUCACUGUAUUCCCUACUCACGAUCUUUUGAGUAUUCACUUCACUGAAAAACGCUAAUACAUGCUCCAAAAUGGUGUCCUUAUGUGCAGAGAGAGCAACGGCAGGGAUGCAUGUGCACAGAGAAAAGGCCACAUGAGGACACAGUAAGAAGGUGCCAGCAGCAAACCAAGGAGAGGCCUCAGAAGAAAUCAACCCUGCUAGCACCGUGGUCUUGGACUUCCAGUCUCUAGAACUGUGAGAAAAUGCCUUUCUGUUGUUUAAGCUAAAAAGAAAAAAAGUUGAUACAGGAGUAUACAACAAUCUUGGCUAUAAUCUACACUCUCUAUAUACCUGUCAGGUUAUAAACUGGUUUUUUGCAAGUGAACAAUUCUGUGAUAGUUAGGGUACCAUUUAGUAAUGGAACUUGUAUAGUUCUAUAAUGAUAUAUAGUUAUAUCAUUUAUUAGCAUCAUAAUUCCCUGUAUGUAAGUUCAACAAAUCAAGAAAAGAGGACAGUCUUAGUUUGAGAAAAUCAGGUUCAAAUUUUUGGCACAUGAUCCAGAGGACUAAAUUUCUUAUUAAAAAAUAGACAUUUGCACUUAAAUAAUGAGUUCAAAAUAUUUAAAAAACAAAACUUUAACCUCAGUGAACAAAGAAGAACUAUACAUUAAGCACAAAACUUUAGGGAAGGUAUUGGACAGAAAACAUUUCCCAGUCUCAACACUAGAAUGACAACAGCUCUAAUGUCACUAGAACAGUUAACUGUAUACCUAAUAUGCUCUGCUGUACAAGCUCAUAUAUUACAUAUUUUUAAUAGAAUCUAUUCCGGUAAAUGCUGCUAGUGAAAAUCCAGUACAUAUGGGAGUUUGUUACCAUGUUAUUCUCUAAUCCAAAUUCCUUUGAAGCCAUAGGUCUUCAAGGAAAAAAACUUUUAUUUUUUUUUUUUUUUUACUGUUGGAAAACUCAGAAGGUCGAACUAAAAUUAUAUUUUUUAAAUAUAAAAUUUGACCUAAAAUAUUUUCUCCAACUAAUUUAUGAAAUACUAACUUCUGUCACUACCUUUGUAUGCCCUCAGUCCUCAUUCACUCUAAAUUAUUUUUUUCAUAGCUUCUACUAGACAAGGGCAGUAAAUUUUGACAUAUAUACACAUAUACACACACACAAAUGUGUGUGUGCAUGUGUACAUACGUGUGUAUGUCUUUGGUCAUUUCUAAAGAUGACAAACACUAUGAAACAACACCUGGCUCAACUCUUUUAAUUUAUAUACAAAGCAGAGAACAUGAAUGGAGUUGUACAAUGAUUAUUCAAACAAACUAUACACAUGUACAAAAGCAAACGGAUAAGAGCACAGUCUUUGCAGUCUCACUCUGAUUAUAUACAGUGGCGUCUGACAUACAAACUCUUCUUGAAAAGGUUUAUAAAUGGUUUCAAAAAAAUACAAAUUAUAGCCAGUAAAAACAUAGUAUUAGAAUCAGAAAGUACCUAAGUCUUCUAAGUAUGAGGCAGUUUCCGAAGUACAAUGGUGGUAGGACUUCAAAAAGGUUUCUGCCCUCAGUAACAGUGUUGAGCAGAAUGGCUGUUUAGAUUCCAAACUAGAAUAGGUUCUAGCAUAGUUUUUUUUUAACUAGAGUCAAAAAAAUAUGGUUAUACUGACCCCAGCUUUUACACAAACUAUAUAUAAAUUUUUAUGUGUGUGAGAAUGUGUGUGGAUACACAGUAUAUGUGUGUGUGUGUAUAUAUAUAUACACACACACGUGUGUGUGUGUGUGUGUGUGUGUAUAUAUAUAUAUAUAUAUAUAUAUAUAUAUAUAAAGGGAAAAUAGGACAGAAAAUAAGUGAAAAAUCUGGGCCCUAGGUAUUAAUGUAUCAUUUUUAAUUAGCCCGUAAAUUUAUAAAUCUGGGCCCUAGGCAUUAAUGUAUCAUUUUUAAUUAACCCAUAAAUUUAUGGGGGGUUUUGUUCCUAUUAAAAAAAAAUCUCUUUCUGGGGAACAAAGUAAUGAAAACUAGACCAAGAUGGGAAGUCUCCCAUGGACUAAAAACUUAAAUCUAGGUAACAAGCCCAAAGACCAGUGAGGAAAAAGGUACUGAUUUUAGGAGUUCAGAAUUCAGUAUGAGAUAAACUUUCUGCCAAAUGAUGGUCUCAAAUGCCUUGCCAGUAGACCUGGGGAUCUGAGAAAAUAAAAGUAGGGAAAGUUUACACUUACCUUUAUCUACAUCAGCAAUUCUUUUUUGACACUAUGCUGGAAGAAACUUUUUUUCAAUAGUAACAUCCAGAGUGACAAAAUGCAGGAAUUUAUUGUAUAAAAUUUUUAGGAGUUAAAAGCUUAAACCCCCAAAUUCUUCAUCCAUGUGUUCUUGUUAUAAGAAAUUACAGAAUUGAAACUUAAUGCACCUCAAUUAUUUGCAAAUGCCUAAAUUUUUCCUCUUUUGGAGAUAAAAAUAUCAGUUUUAUUUUGCAAUUGCCCAACUUCUGUUCAUGUAGUCUGAUUAGACACAACAAGUAGCAGCUAUUCUCCACCUUCAGUUUCCUGGUUUCCAAAUUGUCAAUCUCUGCUAGUAAUUAUGAAUCUUAAUGCUAUCGAAAACCUAGAGACCAAAGAACUGCCUAUUAAAAGAUUCUGUUUCCUGUCAUGGAGAACUAUGCAUUGAACAUCCUGAAUCAUCCCAAGCCUCUGGAGAGAUUGUAAAGAGCCUUUCAAAAUGCCGGUAUGAAAUAAGUGGCAAAGAGAACAAAAGCAACUUUAAAAGCAACAAGAAAUUAUGUACCAUAUAUACAUCAUAGCAAAUACUUUAUAUUUGGGAAUCUUUACAGCUUACAUUUCCAUUCCAUUAUUACAAGAGAUGAAAGACAAAAAAAAUUGCAAGUAGCAUGCAAAUUAUAAAUACAGUCUUCCCACUUUACUAACCGAAUUCCUACUUUCCAGUGUUACUUCCCAAUUUAUGCAGGAAACUGCCUGCAAAGUUGAAACUGAUUAGAAAAUUAUUUAAAAUAUCUUUCUCAUUUUAGGGAGAAACCAAAUACCCAACCAUCAAAAUUAAAAAUAAGCUGAACUGUCACAGUCCAUUACAGUUAUUGUUACUAGGUCCACUUCAUUUGCAGGUGUCCAAAAUAUAAAACGAGUAAUUCUUUAUGUUCAAAUUCAUCUGUUCUUAAAAUGCUACUUAAAACUUGGGUGGUUUUCCUGUAACAUAGAAGAAAAAGUUAAUUUAUCAAUUAGAUUGAAUGAAUACAGUUUUUACUAGUUUAUCAAACCAAAUACUGUGACCCUAUUAAGUGUUUACAGAUCUUAAAUGCAUGUUGCUAUAGAAAGUAUUAUAGUAACUGGAACUUGUCAAAAACAGUUCUCCUGUGUUUAAUAAAACAUAAUUCAUUUUUAAAUAUACUAGAUUGUAUUUUAAACCUGUUCUGUUUCUGUGGUACAUGGUUUGUUCAAAAUAAUGUGUAUGUCAAACUUUUAUUUACAAAAUAAAAUGUCAGAGAUGAAAUAAGUCUGCAAA
This is a messenger RNA of Felis catus (domestic cat), 5203 nucleotides long. It is a transcript of the gene NECAB1, whose product is annotated as N-terminal EF-hand calcium binding protein 1. Gene Ontology annotation, molecular function: calcium ion binding. The coding region runs from base 16 to 1305 and encodes 429 amino acids. Lineage: Eukaryota; Metazoa; Chordata; Mammalia; Carnivora; Felidae. The transcript has 13 exons. Gene Ontology annotation, cellular component: cytoplasm. Gene Ontology annotation, biological process: regulation of amyloid precursor protein biosynthetic process. The record is from RefSeq and is a predicted model, not a curated record.